This is a messenger RNA of Amphiprion ocellaris (clown anemonefish), 4451 nucleotides long. It is a transcript of the gene ppp1r3b, whose product is annotated as protein phosphatase 1, regulatory subunit 3B. Gene Ontology annotation, biological process: regulation of glycogen biosynthetic process. Lineage: Eukaryota; Metazoa; Chordata; Actinopteri; Pomacentridae. Gene Ontology annotation, molecular function: protein phosphatase 1 binding; glycogen binding. The transcript has 2 exons. The record is from RefSeq and is a predicted model, not a curated record. Gene Ontology annotation, cellular component: protein phosphatase type 1 complex. Bases 2619 to 3422 code for a protein of 267 amino acids.
GAUGCUUAAACGUUCAUCACUGAUCAAUAAUUUAUAAUCAGUUAUCAGUUAUUAACCAAUCUGGUUCUACUACAGAUGUUGGUUCUGUUGCAGAUGUUGGUUCUACUACAGAUUUUGGUUCUGCUGCAAAUGUUGGUUCUACUACAGAUGUUGGUUCUGGUUCUCCUACAGACGUUGGUUCUGGUUCUCGUACAGACGUUGGUCCUGGUUCUCCUACAGAUGUUGGUUCUGCUACAAAUGUUGGUUCUACUACAGAUGUUGGAUCUGAUUCUACUACAGAUGUUGGUUCUGCUGUAGAUGUUGGUUCUGGUUCUGCUGCAGAUAUUGUUCUACUACAGAAAUUGGUUCUAGUUCUACUACAGACGUUGGUUCUGGUUCUACUACAGACGAUUCUGGUUCUGCUGCAGAUGUUGGUUCUACUGCGGACGUUGGUUCUGCUGCAGAUGUCGGUUCUGGUUCUGCUGCAGAUGUUGGUUCUGGUUCUGCUGCAGAUGUUUCUACUACAGAUAUUGAUUCUGGUUCUACCGUAGAUGUUGGUUCUGCUGCAGAUGUUGGUUCUACUACAGAUAUUGAUUCUGUUUCUACUGUAGAUGUUGGUUCUGGUUCUGCUGCAGAUGUGGUUCUACUACAGAUGUUGAUUCUGGUUCUACUGUAGAUGUUGGUUCUGGUUCUCCUACAGAUGUUGGUUCUACUACAGACUUUGGUUCUACUGCAGAUGUUGGUUCUACUAUAGAUGUUGGUUCUGCUGCAGAUAUUGUUCUACUACAGAAGUUGGUUCUAGUUCUACUACAGACUUUGAUUCUACUGCAGAUGUUGGUUCUGGUGUAGAUGUUGGUCCUACUACGGACGUUAGUUCUACUACAGAUGUUGGUUCUGCUACAGAUGUUGGUUCUACUACAGAUGUUGGUUCUGGUUCUCCUACAGACGUUGGUUGUGGUUCUCCUACAGACUUUGGUUCUGGUUCUCCUACAGACGUUGGUCCUGGUUCUCCUACAGAUGUUGGUUCUGCUACAAAUGUUGGUUCUACUACAGACGUUGGUUCUGAUUCUACUACAGAUGUUGGUUCUGCUGUAGAUGUUGGUUCUGGUUCUGCUGCAGAUAUUGUUCUACUACAGAAAUUGGUUCUAAUUCUACUACAGACGUUGGUUCUGCUAUAGACGUUGAUUCUGGUUCUGCUACAGAUGUUGGUUCUGCUGUAGACGUUGGUUCUACUGUGGACGUUGGUUCUGCUGCAGAUGUCGGUUCUGGUUCUGCUGCAGAUGUCGGUUCUGGUUGUGCUGCAGAUGUUGGUUCUGGUUCUGCUGCAGAUGUUGUUUCUACUACAGAUAUUGAUUCUGGUUCUACUGUAGAUGUUGGUUCUGGUUCUGCUGCAGAUGUUUCUACUACAGAUAUUGAUUCUGGUUCUACUGUAGAUGUUGGUUCUGGUUCUGCUGCAGAUGUGGUUCUACUACAGAUGUUGAUUCUGGUUCUGCUACAGAUGUUGGUUCUGCUACAGACGUUGGUUCUACUGCAGACAUCGGUUCUACUACAGACGUUGGUUCUACUACAGAUGUUGGUUCUGUUACAGAUGUUGGUUCUACUACAGAUGUUGGUUCUGGUUCUACUACAGAUGUUGGUUCUACUACAGAUGUUGGUUCUGGUUCUACUACAGAUGUUGGUUCUACUACAAAUGAUUCUGCUACAGAUGUUGGUUCUGCUACAGAUGUUGGUUCUGCUACAGACGUUGGUUCUACUGCAGACAUCGGUUCUGCUGUAGACGUUGGUUCUACUACAGACGUUGGUUCUGCUGCAGAUGUUGGUUCUGGUUCUUCUACAGACGUUGGUUCUUCUACAGACGUUGGUUCUACUACAAAUGUUGGUUCUACUGUAGAUGUUGGUUCUAAUUCUACUACAGACUUUGGUUCUACUGCAGAUGUUGGUUCUGGUGUAGAUGUUGGUUCUGGUUCUUCUACAGACGUUGGUUCUACUACAGACAUUGGCUCUACUACAGAAAUUGCUUCUGCUUCAGAUGUUGGUUCUAGUGCAGACGUUGGUUCUGGUUCUGCUGCAGAUGUUGGUUCUACUGUAGAUGGUUCUACAACAGACAUUGGUUCUGCUGUAGACGUUGGCUCUGGUUCUACUACAGAUGUUGGUUCUGGUUCUACUACAGAUAGUGAUUCUACUACAGAUGUUGGUUCUGGUUCUACUACAGAUAUUGAUUCUACUACAGAUGUUGGGUGUGGUUCUACUACAGAUGUUGGUUCUGGUUCUACUACAGAUGUUGGUUCUACUCUAGAUGUUGGUUCUGCUGUAGAUGUUGUCGUGUUCUGGAAGGUUCUGAGCGGGACGUUUAUCUGCGUUUACUUAAUCUUUGCUCGGUGUGAUGUAACCGUGUGUUUGAUGUGUAGCAACAGGCGCCACCUCAUCCUCUGACAGCCAAUCAGAGCAGAGCAGGAGACAUUCAGUCUGAAGAACCAGAAGGUUCUGGGGAGUUCUAUCAAAUUUGGUUGAUUUUUACAUCAAACAGAACAGUUUGAAACACGUUGGACUUUUAUUAUUAUUUAGCAGAUACUAAAAAUGAUUUAAUUUUAUUUGUUUUUCUUCGCUGUAUUUCAACGUCCUUCAGGUUCUGGUCCAUCAUGCCCAUCGACAUGACUCUACCCGUCUACCUGUCCCAGGAGGACUUCGUCUACUCGCCGCCUCCAUCCUGUCCGCCUGCUGUCGGCUCUUCGUUCUGCAUUGAGUCCUUGGACAUCAGAUCCAACGAUCGCAGCAGGAAAACCAAGAAGCAGGUGACUUUUGCCGACCACAAAGGUCUGUCUCUGACCAGAGUGAAGGUCUUCUCCGAGUUCAGCGACCCCAUCGACGUCCCUCUGAGUGUCCAGCUGAGCUCGGCUCCGUCGACCCAACAGGACAAACUGGAGCUGGACUUCAGCCAGCCGUCCUCCGACUACCUCCUGUUCCGCCAGCGGCUGGACGGCGGCCUGGUCUGCCUGGAACACUGUGUUCUGAAGGAGCGAGCCUUCACCGGAACCGUCAAGGUCAAAAACGUGUCCUUUGAGAAGUCAGUGAAGCUUCGCGUGACCUUCGACUCAUGGAGGAGCCACCUGGACGUGGACUGCAGGUACGUGAAGGAGUCGUAUCCCAGCUCAUACAGCGACACCUUCUCCUUCGAGGUGUCGCUGCCGGCCGAGCUGCAGCUCCACGAGCGCGUCGAGUUCGCCGUCCGCUACGAGGUGGACGGCCGGGAAUACUGGGACAGUAACCACGGUGACAACUACCGCAUUGUGUGGGCGUCGCUGAGGCGCCGCCAGGACCGGCGCUCCGACUCCCGGGACUUCGGGAUUCACUUCGACCGCUACGGCAGCCCCACGUGUUCCCACGGCAUCUUCCCCGACUGGCCGAGCUACGCCGGCUACGAGAACAUCGGACCGUACUACUGACGGGUUCUGAGUGGUUCUAGAGCUGCUGGAACAGGAAACAGGUUCCGUCUGGCGGGAACAGGAAGGACGGUUCAGAAGCUGCCUGAGAAUCCAAUCGGAGAUCCAGAACUUGCAGCUGACCUACGGAGGCAGCAGCUCCUCAGCAGGUUUCUGCUUCUCUUCACUGCAGUUGUUGGAAAGGAGUCCAACAUCGACUUGAACGUCUCAUCCUGCAGCCCGAGUCCAAGUCCAGUUUUAACAUUUUGUUCGAGUCGCUUUAUUUUUCCUCAUUAACACUAGUGGCUGGUUUUUACUUUGAUAAUCGGUUGACAAAGAAAAGUUUAGUUUUUAUUCACCAGAGUUUAAACUGAACGUUCCUCAUCAGUUUUUCUGGGACUCUACUCGUUUGUUUGGUUUGUUUCUCGCUGUCAGAUAUGAAGACAGAACGUAGGAAGCAGUCAGUAUCACCAGGUCUGCAGCUGAAGCUCAGGUUCUGGUGAUUAGAGUUUCUCAGUGAACUGUAGAUUUCUUUGUGGUGUAAACCAUCUGAAACUGCUGUAUACCUGAAGUGACUUGAGGUGUUUUGUUGGAAUGAAGCUGAACGUUUGGUUUAGAGACUCUGGGAUCACUGUUCAGACUUUAUCUGAUCGGCUGCUGCGCUUGAACUCGUCGGCCUGCAGCGGUUUAAUGUUUCACGGGAUCUGUCAACACGAUGAGCUGCACUUUAUCUGCCAUCUGUUUCACAAUCACUGAAAACAUCAGUUCACUGGAAGCAGCUGAAGGUUGAACCUCAGGUAGAGGAGCAGCUUCAGACGGUGUUCAUGGAUUCAUCCAGCAUUCAGAUGUUUCUCUGGACUCUUCUCAUGAUGGAUCCGUCUGAACUGGACAGGAUGUCAACUUUCUUUGUGUGUCUGAAGGGAAUCUGAGUUAUUUUUAGAGAUUCUGCUAAAUAAAGGGUUUGAAGUCGUUGUGAUGGUUAACAUUUUAAAUUGUUUGUGUCAAAAAUCUUUGUUUAAAAUGAUCUGAAGAGCAAUAAAAUAUAGAUUUGUA